AAUGUAAGCCAAUUUGGCUCAUUUUUUUUUGGUUCUUAAAUCAUAAGAAUGUGUCCAAUAUUAAGAUAUCAAUGGUACUCAAUAUGAAGGAUAAAUAAGACUUAUAUAACCAAAUGAAUAAAAAUUAGUAUUCAAUUACACUCGUAAUUUGGCAACUAAUGAAUCUAAUGAUAAUAAACAAGUGCAAUUCAAAGAUUUAACCUAUUUGAAAGUACAAAAUCAAAUGCCACAAUCUCAGAUUAUUGAAAAAUCAAAAUCAGAAAAAAAAACAAAAACUUUUGUAAGAUGGGAAUAGAAUGUAGAUGCUUCAAACUUAGAAGAUUAAGCAGUGAAAAAUUUUGAUCAAUUUGAAGCUAUUAAAAAAUUUGGAAUUGAACCAACUUAUGAUGAAAAUAAAUAUACAACCAAAUUAAUUGCACCUGUAACUGAAGAUUUAAGACUAUAUGCAGAAAAAUGUGAAAAAGAAUUAAAAAAUGACACAUCUAAUAAACAUGUCCUUGAAGAAAGAAAUCUAAAAUAAUUAGAUGAUGAAGAAUAAGCAUAUUCAGAAGUUAUAAGAGAAUAAUCAUAAUAAAUUGUCCAAAUUCAAUAAACAAUCUAAACUUAAUUAAUUUCUCCUUCAUAUCAAUUUUUCAAUUCCAAUAAAAAAAGAGAAAAAAAUAAUAAAAUACAAUAUAUAGAAAAAUUAUUAGAACCUGUAAAUCUAAUUUCAGAUGAGCCAGAAUAACAAUUAAAAAUUAAAUAGCUCAAUUAGUAAGCCACGACAAAGUAAUUCUAUUUUUAAUAAGUUAAUAGAUUUAAAUUUCAAUAGGCUACCACUGAUAAUAUCCCUAAGCUAAUGCUUUCUAAUUUCAUUAAUGCUAUUGAAGGUUAUAAAUGGUAAAACAUGAAUCCUGAUCCAAACAAAAAUAAAAAAGAGAAACUUAAAAAAUGA
Messenger RNA from Paramecium pentaurelia, 934 nucleotides. The record is from the annotation of a GenBank genome assembly. NCBI's taxonomy places the organism in Eukaryota, Ciliophora, Oligohymenophorea, Peniculida, Parameciidae.